Gastrolobium bilobum is the source of this 4010-nucleotide messenger RNA. Its product is annotated as protein PSK SIMULATOR 1. The transcript is spliced from 13 exons. The coding region runs from base 1965 to 3671 and encodes 568 amino acids. Gene Ontology annotation, biological process: positive regulation of growth. NCBI's taxonomy places the organism in Eukaryota, Viridiplantae, Streptophyta, Magnoliopsida, Fabales, Fabaceae. The record is from RefSeq and is a predicted model, not a curated record.
UAGAGAGAGAAAAGAGAAGAAAAAGAUUCUGCUUCUGAGCUUUUGUGUUGCGUGUGGCAGCAUUUCCUGUUCCACCUCUGCGGUGUUAGAGAGAGAGAGAGAGAGAGCUAUCCCUCUCCGAUCCCUUUGACCCUCCAUAGCCGUUAGUCUCUCUUGCACCUCAUAAUGGCGCACAUGCAACUUCUCACAGAUCUCUGUUGCUGAGUUGAUGGACUGGAGCUGUAAAGGUGAUCAGAAUUGGUAUAAUCAAAAUUUGUGCCUUGACUAUAACAUUCCUGUGAAUUGAAGACCGUGUUGUGUUUUGAGAUUGCUGCUUCUUAGUUCAGUUCAGUUCAGUUCAGUUUUGUCAUUUGAACACCUUAGCAAAAUGAAGCUAUAGGGGGUUUUGUAUGGACAUUGUAUACAGACAAAGAGAGAGAGUAAAACUAUAGUCACAAGCAAUUGAACAUAGUAUGGGUGGUAUUUGCUCAAGGUCGUGGAAAGCCACCGUAGAUGGUGUAGUUGCAGAUAAUGCUCUUAGUGAAAGCUCGAGACAUGCAAAUGGCCAUGCUAAUAAUGAGCCUGAAAUGACUUAUCAGUCUUUUGGACAUCCUGGAAAUAUAAAUAGCAAUUCAACUAUGCAUCCUCUUGAUGAUGAGUUGGAUAAGCAUAAACGAGAAUCAUUUUCGUUUACCGGAUUGGAAAAAGUUUCAUAUGAUCCUAGUGCUGAUGAUAUCAAUGAUGGGAUUCCUAGCCUGUCCAGGGCUUUGUCACAUAAAUCUAGAUUAGCUAAAUCCAAGCAAGCUGCUGUUAAGUUAAGUUGCCAUUCUCUUGUUUGAUCUUUCUAUAUCUUGCGUGUUUGGAUUUACUUACUUGGCAUCUGGAAAAGCUUGUAAUCAAAAUGCCGUGAUGAGGCUUUUGGCUGAAAAGCUGUUUUUGUGUAAAACAAAGUUAGUUUUAUUUGAGAGAAAAUAGGGGGAGGAUAAGAUAUCAUUCAGAAAAGGAACAUAUAAAAGGAUUAAAUCUAGAUUGCAACUAAACUUUCUGCAUAUCAGAAAUGGAAACUCUCUUGAAAAAGGCAUGAGCAGAGCAUCUGAGUGAAGCCACGAAAUAAAUCUCAAAGCAAAUUCAGUUGCAAAGAAACACCCGUAAAAUGUAUGCACUCCACUUUGUCAAAGAUCAAGUCUCCCAAAAGCUUAAGCUAUUAGAUGGAAGCAUAUGAAUUGUUUUUAUAUCUCUAACACCAACCAAUUAAACUUUAUUUAGAAGAAUGGAUACAUCAAGAAUCAAACUCCUGACCACUUGGGUUAUAGAGACUCUCGUACCAUGUCAAGGACUAACACUCCAACAAAAUACACUAGAGAACUGCAGUCAAUUAGAACCUGAUUUUUAAUAAUUGUUUAUGGAAGAGCUUCUAAGGUAGUGGUAUCUGUUUGAACUAUGAUACUUGAUGGAAAUAACGUAAAUGAUUUGCUUCAGAUGUGGAGGUUGCAGUCAUCUGAUUUUAUACUCAGACAUCCUUGGAGACUUUGCAAUAGAUAAUUUUCAGCCUUCUUCUGGAUGAAAUCUAAUGGCUUAUACUGGGAAGUGAUACCUUAUGCCCCACUUUGUACUAUCUCUUCUAAUAAAAUCUUUUUUUGUUAUCCGAUUAGUUUCUUUCUUUCCCGUCUUAUUUUUCCCCCGCAAAUCUAUAUUUUGUGGCUAGUACUCUAGAUAUUUUGGUGGUCUCUAUGCCUAUGAUAUAGAAAGAACAGUUCAUAAAAGAGGGUAGAGUUUAGCAAAAAAUAAUAAUAUGAUCUUAUAGAAAAGUGUUUACAUGUGUUAUGUUUUUAAUUACAUUAAAUUCCCUUUUGAUCAUGAGCAAAUAGCCUAAUAUCUCACAUGGUACUGAACAUUGGUCUUAGAGAUCAAAACGUACUUGUUGUCAUGGUUUAGAUCUCUAUACAUCCCUUUACCUUCCCCCUUUCUGUUCUAUAAGGCCUCCUAUGUACCUCUUCCCCACCCACCCCAAAAAAAAGAGAUUAGAUUGCCUUUUUGUCUUAUCUUUUGGUGUAUUACAGGUUUCAGAAGUGAGUUCACUUUUGGGCAGAGCUGGUACGGCCGGGCUUGGCAAGGCAGUAGAAGUUUUGGACACACUAGGUAGUAGUAUGACAAGUUUGAAUCUUAGUAGUGGUUUUACAUCGGGCAUAACAACAAAAGGAAAUAAAAUUUCAAUUUUAGCCUUCGAAGUUGCAAACACAAUUGUUAAGGGUGCCAAUUUGAUGCAAUCUCUUUCAAAAGAGAACAUUAGACAUUUAAAAGAGGUGGUUCUACCAUCUGAAGGAGUGCAAAAUUUGAUAUCGAGAGAUAUGGAUGAACUCCUAAGAAUUGCUGCAGCAGAUAAGAGAGAAGAGUUGAAAAUAUUUUCUGGUGAAGUUGUGCGUUUUGGAAAUCGUUGUAAAGAUCCUCAGUGGCACAACCUGGAUCGUUAUUUUGAUAAGUUUGGUUCAGAGCUUACACCACAAAAGCAAUUGAAAGAGGAGGCAGAGGUUGUGAUGCAACAACUUAUGUCCUUUGUUCAAUAUACAGCUGAAUUAUAUCAUGAAUUGCAUGCCCUAGACAGAUUUGAUCAAGAUUAUCGGCGCAAGCUUCAAGAAGAGGACAAUACAAUUGUCACACAAAGAGGAGACAGCCUUGCAAUUCUAAGAGUGGAACUGAAGAGUCAAAAGAAGCAUGUAAGAAAUUUGAAGAAAAAAUCGCUGUGGUCCAAGAUUUUGGAAGAGGUGAUGGAAAAGCUUGUAGACAUCGUCCAUUUUCUACACAUGGAGAUACACGAAGCAUUUGGUAGUGCUGAUACUGAAAAGCUAGUAGAAGAUUCUCAAGGCAACCAUAAGAAGUUGGGCUCUGCUGGUCUUGCUUUGCAUUAUGCAAACAUUAUCACUCAAAUUGAUACUCUUGUAUCUCGCUCAAGUUCUGUGCCACCUAAUACAAGGGAUGCCUUAUAUCAAGGCUUGCCGCCUAAUGUAAAAUCAGCAUUGCGCUUAAGGUUGCAGUCAUUUCAGGUUAAAGAAGAGCUUACUGUCCCACAAAUCAAAGCUGAAAUGGAGAAAACUUUGCAGUGGCUUGUUCCUAUUGCCACCAACACAACAAAAGCUCAUCAUGGCUUUGGAUGGGUUGGAGAAUGGGCAAAUACAGGGUCUGACGUCAACCGUAAACCCGCGGGCCAGACUGAUUUGCUGAGAAUUGAAACACUACACCAUGCUGAUAAAGACAAAACAGAAGCUUAUAUACUUGAACUGGUUGUCUGGCUUCAUCAUCUGGUGAGCCAAGUAAGAGUUGGUAAUGGAGGAAUAAGGUCUCCAGUCAAAUCCCCUAUUCGUUCUCCUACCCAGAAGACAGGUCAGUCAUUUACACAGAAAGCUUGCUCUACUUCUCCCAUGUUAACAGUUGAAGAUCAACAAAUGCUUCGAGAUGUUGGCAAGAGGAAACUAACACCAGGCAUUAGUAAGAGCCAGGAAUUUGACACUGCCAAGACUAGGUUGAGUAAACAUCAUAGGCUAAGCAAGAGUAGUAGUCAUUCCCCAAUCAAUGAAAGUAAAAACGAUAUAUUCUCUACAAGGAGGCUACCUACUAUUCCUUUCAUUGACUUUGAUAUUGACCGAAUGAAGGCCUUGGAUGUCAUUGAUAGGGUGGAUACCAUUGGAAGUUCAUAGAUGUGUGGUGGCAUAUCUACAUAUUGAAGUCAAGGGGAUAUGCUAGAAUCAAAUUAAUCUACCGGCUUCUUCAAGUUGGGUGCUCCUCCUUUGUUUCUUGUGAGCUGUGAGAAAUGUUUGUUUGUUUGUUUUUCCUAGGCAAGGGUGAUGUCAAGCCAUAGUCUUUUUGAGAUUGUUGUAGAUGAAUAUGGGAUGGGGACAAAGGGGACCACUGUUUUCAUUAGAUGUAUAUGUACAGAUUACAAGAUCAUAUAAUAAUUGUUCAUCCAUAUGUUUUCUAUCCUCUUAAUCUUGUUAAGAGUACAGAGGUUACAUUGUGUAAAGCAGAUGAAGAAAAGU